Molecule: messenger RNA, 1059 nt
Organism: Lottia gigantea (owl limpet)
Lineage: Eukaryota; Metazoa; Mollusca; Gastropoda; Lottiidae
Exons: 2
Coding region: 1-1059 (352 amino acids)
Source: RefSeq, a predicted model, not a curated record
AUGACUUGUAAGUCCUGUGGGUCAUUUAGACAUCUCAUCGCGCAAUGCCCAGAUAGUUGGGAAAACCUGGCUAGAGUAAACGUUACUAAUGAAGAAAAUGUAGUUCUUUAUACAGGAAACAAGGCUGAAAAUGUUGCGAAAUUAGGCGUUGAAGCUCAGAACAGUGUGGUUUUAGAUAGUGCUUGUUCCAGUACGGUGUGUGGCAAGACAUGGUUUGACAAUUAUGUGAAUUCCCUUGAUACUGGUGAAAAGUCGAAAGUAGUAAAAGCUAACGGAAGUAAGAUAUUUAAGUUUGGUGGAGGUACAUGCCUGAAAUCAUUGGCAAUGUACACCAUACCGGCAACAUUAGCUGGACAUGAUGUACUUAUAAAAACUGAUGUCGCUGAAUCGGACAUUCCUUUGCUCUUAUCCCGUAAAGCUAUGAAAAGUGCUCAGGUAAAACUAGACUUGGAAAAUGACAUGGCAGUUAUUUUUGGUGAGGAAGUGAUACUUAAUUUGACCUCGUCCGGACAUUAUUGUGUUCCUAUUGACAAAUGUGAUAAACUUAAUGUAGAGAGUGUUUUUGCUAUUAGAAUUGAUGAAAGUGACUACAAAAGUCAAAAAGAAGCACUGUUGAAACUUCAUAGACAAUUUGCCCACCCGCCCACCAAUAAAUUAGUAGCCUUAUUGAAGGAUGCAGGAUCAUGGCGUCACUGUUUCCUGGACGUUCUCGAAGUUAUAUAUCAGGAAUGUGAUCUGUGCAAACAAUACGCCACGACGCCCCCAAGACCAGUUGUGUCGAUGCCCAUGGCAUCUAGAUUUAAUGAAAAGGACAUUAACGAGACUCGUUUAGAUAUAUCUGCUCCGCAAGAUAAUGUUCAGUGUGUACCAUCAGAAACAUUAGCCAAAAAUGAUGGACUUUCUAGUGGCUGUGGUACUGAUGCUAUUGGUGUUAAUCAUAAAAAUUUGCGCCCUGAUGAUGUGAUAGAGUACAAGAUAGAUGACUCUCCAGAUUGGAUUCAGGCUACAGUGUUAAAUAGAGCAGGAAAAGCAACAGGUUCUUAUAGAAAUAAGAGUUGA